AUGGCCAAGAAGAGCAAGAGCAAGGUGGACACGAUCAACACCAAGCUCCAGCUGGUGAUGAAGUCCGGCAAGUACGUGAUCGGGACGCAGCAGGCCAUCAAGACCCUGCGCCAGGGCCGCAGCCAGCUUGUCGUGAUCUCCAGCAACUGCCCGCCCAUCCGCAAGGCCGAGAUUGAGUACUACUGCACACUGAGCAAGACGCCCAUGCACCACUACACCGGGAACAACCUCGACCUCGGGACGGCGUGCGGCAGGCACUUCCGCACCUGCGUCUUGUCCAUCACGGACGUUGGCGACUCUGACAUCACCUCCGCCUAG
Messenger RNA from Trypanosoma conorhini, 318 nucleotides. Its product is annotated as 60S ribosomal protein L30. The transcript has a single exon. The record is from RefSeq and is a predicted model, not a curated record. NCBI's taxonomy places the organism in Eukaryota, Euglenozoa, Kinetoplastea, Trypanosomatida, Trypanosomatidae. The coding region runs from base 1 to 318 and encodes 105 amino acids. Gene Ontology annotation, cellular component: cytosolic large ribosomal subunit. Gene Ontology annotation, molecular function: structural constituent of ribosome; RNA binding.